GAGAGAGAGAGAGAGAGAGAGAGAGAAAAGAGGGAGAGAGGAAUUCAGUCCUGUUUAAAUGGAAAUCUAAAGCGCAGAGAGGAAAAGGGACGCAGACAGAGAAACCAAAGAGAGAGAGAACAGACAAUAAAAAGUGGAGACAUUGAUUUUACGCACGGGGAAAAAAACAGGGGAAACGAGUAGAAGAAAGGAAAGGAAAGGAGGAGAGAGGAAGAGAGGGGUUUUGUUUUCCUCUAAAUGUGUCUUCUUUCACUCUCAUGACUCAAAGAGGAUUCCAGUUAGAUUGAUCCGCUCGGGAGGAAUUGAUGGUGUCUUUUGGGGGAUUCAGAUCCGAGGGGAGGAAUCUGAAGCUCGGCUGAACCAUGCCAGCCCUGUGGAUCCUAACUUUGGCCAUCACUUUAAACCAAGCGUGGUGCAUUCGCUUCUCUCAGGAGCCUGCGGACCAGUCGGUGGUACUGGGAGAACGGGUGGUGUUGUCCUGCGUGGUCUUCAACUACAGCGGCAUCGUCCAGUGGACCAAGGACGGCCUGGCUCUCGGCAUCGGAGAGGGUCUCCGAGCGUGGCCCAGGUACCGUGUGAUUCGGGCUCUGGACAUCGGCCAGUACAACUUGGAGAUCUCCAAUGCCGAGCUGUCUGAUGACUCUCUGUACGAGUGUCAGGCCACAGAGGCCGCCCUGCGCUCCAGGAGGGCCAAACUCAAUGUACUCAUCCCCCCCGAGGACCCGGUGGUCGAUGGAACCCCGGAGCUCCUGCUGAUGGCCGGGACUCCGUUCAACCUGACCUGUGUGACCCGCGGGGCCAAGCCUGCAGCACACAUCCAGUGGACCAAGGAUGGAGUCGCUUUGGAGGGGGCCUUCCAGUCCACGGAAGUGCUACCUGACAGGAAGAGGGUGACGACCAGGAGCUACCUGCCCAUCACACCAGUCGACACCGACAGCAGCCGCAACUUCACCUGCGUGGCCAGCAACCCCGCGGUGCCGAUGGGCAAACGAGCCACUGUUACCCUCAACGUCCACCACCCUCCUAUGGUGACACUGUCCAUCGAGCCUCGCUCUGUUCUGGAGGGCGAGAGAGUCACCUUCACCUGCCAGGCCAAUGGCAACCCUCCCAUCAUUGGCUUCAGGUGGGCAAAAGGCGGCGUGCUGCUGGAGGGCGCCAGGGAAAGCGUGUUUGUGACCACAGCAGAUCACUCCUUCUUCACUGAGCCUGUGUCCUGUCAGGUUUUCAACGUUGUGGGAAGCACCAACGUCAGCAUCCUGGUGGAUGUGCACUUUGGCCCAAUACUGGUAGUGGAGCCCAGGCCAGUUACGGUAGAUGUGGACGCUGACGUCACUCUGAACUGCAAGUGGUCUGGAAACCCCCCACUCACCCUCACCUGGACCAAGAAGGGCUCCAGCAUGGUACUCAGCAACAACAACCAGCUGUAUUUGAAGUCAGUGAGCCAGGCUGAUGCAGGCCAGUAUGUCUGCAAGGCCAUCGUGCCCCGGAUUGGAGUGGGAGAGACUGAGGUUACACUCACUGUCAACGGCCCCCCCAUCAUCUCCAGUGAUUCAGUCCAGUACGCUGUCAGAGGGGAGAGAGGAGAGAUCAAGUGUUACAUCGCAAGCACCCCCCCACCUGAUAAGAUAGUUUGGGCGUGGAAGGAGAACGUGUGGGAGAAGGAGAAGGGCACCCUGAUGGAGAGGUACACCGUGGAGCAGAGUAAACCUCCAUCCCAGGGCGGGGCCGUCCUCUCCACCCUCACCAUCAACAACGUCAUGGAGUCUGACUUCCACUCGCCCUACAACUGCACCGCCUGGAACUCCUUCGGACCCGGGACCAUGAUCAUCACCCUGGAGGAGACGGAUAUUGUUCCAGUGGGAAUUAUCGCCGGUGGUACAGUGGGCUCCUCCAUUCUGCUGCUCAUGUUUCUACUGGCGCUCGCCUUCUUCCUUUACCGCCAACGCAAAGGCAGUCGCCGGGCUGUCACCCUCGGUAAGCCAGACAUCAAGGUAGAGACAGUCAACAAAGAGACCCACAGCCUGGAGGAGGAGGCGGCCGACGUCUCCACGGCAACCCGGAUGGUCAAGGCCAUGUACUCCUUUCUGCCCUCUGUUUCCCUCUCUCCCUCCACUCAGCCAUUCAAAGACGACAUGGACCUGAAGCAGGAUAUCCGGAGCGAGAGCGACACCAGGGAGGAGUACGAGCUCAAGGAUCCAACCAACGGAUACUACAACGUCCGAGCCACCACCCAUGAUGAGGCGCGCCCCCAGUCCCGUGCCAUCCACUACCAGGGCGAGUUCCGCUCCCCGAACCCCAACAGCGGACCAGCUGGUGCCACUUCCAGCGGAGCCCCAGCCGGCGCCAUCGGUGCUGUUCCCCCCAGUGCGGUGCCAGGCUCAAGGGCGGGCUGCUACGACCCCCGCCCACCUUCCAGGAUGUCUCAUGCCACCUACGCCCAGUUCAACACCUUCACCAGGGUGGCGCAGAGCCAGCAAGCACCUCCCAAUCCAGCUCUUCAAUCGCCUGGAGAUUACCCCGGAGACUGCGGCCUGCUGGACAGCACAACCCAGCUGUCCUAUGACAACUACGGAUACCCCUCCCAGUAUCCCAGCUACCGCAUGGGCUUUGCUCCACCCAUAGAGGAAGGGCCAGCCUAUGAGAUGUAUCCAACAGGACAAGGGACCGGGCCGGGGCCGGGGCCAGGUCCAGGUCCAGGGCCAGGACCGGGACCAGGACCAGGACCAGGACCAGGGCCAGGGCCAGGGCCGGGACAACAGAGUCCUGAAACAGGGCUGGGGCAGUAUGGAACCUCCACCCGCUUCUCAUAUUCGUCUCCGCCCUCUGACUAUUCCCAAAGACACACACAGCGGAUGCAGACUCAUGUUUGAGAAACACACAUACACACUCUUUGACUUGCUUUUUGCAGCUGCAGUACUUAUUACACAUAAAACAUAAACAUACAUAAAUAUAAAAAAAGAUACAUAAACAUUCAAAAAUCCAUUUUCUGUUUCUCUAGCAUCCAGUGCAUGGAAUUUGGUUCAUUUUCUGAACCAAUGAAACAGCAGUUAGCAGCAUCACAUAUAAUAGUUAGCAGCAAUACAUACGACACAUGCAAAGCGACCUUCACCGACAUUUGCGCAGACCUUCUGUUGCAUGCAGUGUUGAUGCUCCAACAAAGUAACAGCGAGAGCCACAAUCAAGAGAAAAGAGGCAAAAAGAGAAGAAGAGCACUUUGAAGAAACUGAAGAAGAAGAGCGCCAGGAGCUUAAGGAGGAGCAGCGGAACCGUUUUCUUCCUGCAAUCCUCAUCUUGCUCUUGGAUCAUCUCCCUGCAUCACACUCUCCUCCUCCCACCCCAUCUCUGUAAAUAAGUGCAAAUGGAGAUCUGGGUCCUUUUAAAGUUAUUUCCUUGAACAAACUUAUACAGUGUGAUGCAGUACAGUGACCCACAGUAAACCUCCUUGCAUUUUCUGACUCUCACAUAUUGCAAAAAAUACACACAUACACACAGAUCUUUAAAGACCUAUUUGUUUCGAUGUAUUGCAGCAACGGGGCAGCUUGGACUAUAAAUAUAUUUGGCACUUUUUGAUCCCUUUUUCCUCACUUAAACCUGCCCAGUGGCCAUUGCUUACAAGAUCUACCUUGAUUUAAGUGGGACCGAGCGUCUUAAAGUGGUACAGUUAGUGACCAGAGUGCCAAUGUUCAUGUGCCAACACACACAAACUAUAAAGGUGUGUCUUCUUUUGUAAAGAGCGGACAAUGAGGUGGUCUGGACAAAGAGGGUUUUGUACAUGCCACAUCUGAGAGGAAAGGAAAGGAGUGGUAGCAAGCGUCUCUAUAUGCUCAUCAUCCUCCUCAUCUCUCAUUUUUUAAUCAUCAUGAUACAUUUCUAUACUUAACAUUUCACUCGAGGUCAAUGCUGUAUAUACAGUAUUUGUGAAACGAGGUGUGGCGGAAGCGCUUUUUCAUUCAAUGAAUUUCUGCAAUUUGUACAAAAAGAUACCUCCCCUACCCUCAAGUGUCAAAAAGUAUUUGUUUCUCUCACUUGCACAGUAGAAUAGAUUUUUUUUUCCAUAUUUAUACCGAAACGUAUGAAAAAAAAAUGGCAUUCAGAAACAUUUUAUAGUAUUUUUAUAAGGAGUUGUGGACCAAAGGUUCAGCGUUUUGGGUGAAACUCACUUUUUAAUGUGUAUGUGGCGACGUGAUCGUUAUUGGAAACGUUUUGAGUUUCUUUAAAAAAAAGCGAUGGAUGAUGUUUUUCAAAGUGGAUGUUGUUGUAGAAUUAAAUUAGAAAAUUUGAAGAGCUUCAUUCCAAAAAUGAGAAAUAUCCAGCAAGGGCAAAUCUGUUUGGUGGAUUUCUCUGUUUGGUGUGAAACUCUUUCCUUGACUUCCAGUCUUCUGACUGGACUGCCUUUUUCAAACGUCGACGACAUUCAAAAUAAUGGAUGGAGAACAAGCAGCUGCUCACUUUGAGCGGUGCUGCUCACUUUGAAAGCAAUGAGAAGGUUCAAGUGUAGUCUAACAUAUCAACCUGAAGGUACAGAGGGUUCUAUCUAGCUCAUAAGGUACUUUGUACAUUUAUAUGUAAGUAUACUGGUUUCUUCACUGCAACAGAAAAUUUGGUGGUAUUUUAUGUCAGAGAUUUUUCCGUUGUAUUGUGUCAGCUUUGGUACGUAUGAUUGGCCUUGAACCACACAGGUUUAUAAUAAUCAGCGUUUAAAAUGUUACUACUAACCUCUACUGACGCCGCUACUGUACAAGUCCCAUGUUUUAAUGCAUCUCCGCUGUCCCACUACCAAAUUAUUUUCCACCAAGAGAGAAAAUCAGUUUGUUUGUCUGGUAAGACCUUGCAGAGUCUGCAGGAGUAGUUUUGCUUACUUACCCAACACCAACAAGUCCAAAUUCACACUAUGAUCACCUUAUAAAAGCAGUGUGGAUUGUACCGGUCUACUGUAGCAGUUGAGUGCAGUUGCAAAGUUGCAACCAUCAAAUGACAUACUGUUUUUUCUUUUUCUAUUGGCUGUUGAUGAGCAGUGAGCACAGAUUAGGCCAAUUUAUAUGUGAGAUAUUUCUCCGGACGUUUGCCUCUGCAGGAAAUAAUUUGACUUUCAGCCCCUUACUUAUACAUUUGCUCACAGUGUGAACAUAGCACUGAAAACAUUUGUCUAAAGCAGCUACGUUUGUGUGCCAUUAAGUUCCCACCGGUUGUAGAACUGCUUCAUGUUUGCACACUGAGCUUCCCACGUGAGAUUGGAUUGAACUCUUCAUCGUGCCAUCACACGUCUUCACCUUUUACGGUGACAAUGUGUUGAUUAGCCCCUACAGCAGCAGCUGUUUACUUUAUACUGAGCUUGAAAUUAUAAGGUUCUAUCGCUAAUGCAACUUUCCUUCAGUUUUCAUUCUUUAAAGGUGCAGUGUGUAGGAUCUGCUGGCAUCUAUUGAUGAGGUUGCAGAUAGCAACCAAGUGAAACGUGUGCCAAAUUUGUAGGAGAACUACCGUGGCCGACACAAAAAAGUGAAAACACGAAUGGCCCUCUCUAGAGCCAGAGUUUGGUUUGUCCAUUUUUGGUUUGGUUUGGGCCACUGUAGAAACAUGGCGGCCGACUCCGUAAAGAGGACCCUCUCGGUAUGUCGAUAUAGGCGGCUCAUUGAGGUAACGAAAACACAAUGAUUCAUAUUUUCAAGUGAUUAUACACUAAAGAAAACAUACUUAGUAAUAUCAUAUUCCAUUUCUGCCAAUAGAUUCCCCCGAAAUGCUGCACACUGUUCCUUUAAUGGACUUUAAAUAAUACAUGACUCUUUUAAACUUGUUUUGGCAACCGCCAGGAAUUGCUUCGACAUUUUCUUGAUGUUUGACCUUUUCUUUAAGGGCACUUAUGCUUUAUUGAAUAGUCAAAGUAAAGAGGGGCCUUAUGCAAUGAAGAGCCACCCUCCUGUAUCUCUACCAUACAUUUUUGAGCACCUAAAAAUAAUAGCAGAUGAGACGGUGAUUUACAAAAGACCAGGGGUUGCAAAGUGAAGCCAGAUAUCUCAGCACCUCUAGAGGUAAUCAAUGAGUCUUUAUACUUAUCAGCCACGCUAUCAACCCUUCACAGAUACAGUAUAUUAUGGUAAUUCUGUGCUAAGGGGCAGUAAAAAUUGUAUUUAUUACCCCUAUUUUGAAUAAACACUUUCAGAAAGAAAAGCGCAGGCACGCCAUGUCUGAUUAGAAUAUCAGAUGGAACCUUGUAGCUCCAAGGUCACUAUAUAAACCAUUUCAGUAGUUAUGGAGAGAAGAACGGCAGAUGGAGCACCCUUUUAAAUUUAUAUGGUCAUCACAGCCUUGGUACUGCAUACUAUUACCUCUUUACUACCUUUUUACAGAGUUGUAGCUGUGCAGUAUUUUGCAUCUGACUUGAAAUGUCGUUAUGACCUUGUGUAGAAUGAGUAAAUUUGACACGGAGGAGUUACUGAGGCCAACAAAUACACAGCUAGGCCAUCCAGGUACUUAGUCGUUACCUUUGUUGACAGUGGGGACGUAUAAAUAUGUAAAAGACAGAAAGCCAAAAAUGCAAAACAGAUGUUUAGAUUUGGUUCAGCGCUGACAAAGGUAUGCAGUUUAGAAGGGGAAUCUGGAAGUGUUUACUCCACUAAGUUGUUAUUUCAUGUCUUUUCCCCUCUUCUCCAUAUGUACCUCUCACCGCGGUGUGUACUGAUACGCUUUACUCUCUCCCCCGUGUCAUUUUAACAGCCACCUACCAGCUUCCAAAUUUAGAAGUUGAACCUGUCUUCAUGAAAAAAAAAAAAGGAAACAUCACAACAUAGCAAACCCUCCUCUCAUUGCUUUCUUCCAAAUUCCCUUCAAGCUGAUUACAUAUGGAGUAGGUAUAGCAAACUUAGCUUGCAUUAAUGUGUGUAUGUUGGGGGGUAGGGAGUCUGUGUUUAGAGAAUAUAUAGCUUCAUGAGCUCAUGACAUCAUCCUCAUUUAUUUCUCUCUGAAAAUCAGUAUUUUAAAUUGUAUUUUCUUGGUAUUACUUUGUGGUGUUACCUCACCAGUGGAAGAAAUGACUGUGGUCAAAAGUGUGUGUAAACUUUUUAUAUACAUGCAGUAUUUUAUUUCAUUUUGUAUGCAUCGAAUAGGGGGGUUCGGAUUAAUCAACCCAGCAAAAAAGAGAGGGCAUGUGUGUGUCUGUGGCCAAAAUGACUGCUCAGCCAGGCCACAAAUAGCCAAAACUCUGUCUCAACUAGGCCAACCCAGGCUAGAACCAGGCCAGACCCACAGUUAACUGCUCUGUUCCAUGCUGUGCUGUGCUGCGCCAUUCCUGGCCAAGACUGACUCGAGUGGCUCGGUGUCCAUUUUUACCUUGUGGAGUCUUCAGUGAGUGCCAAAAGACUGUGCAAAAAAAUGAACUGAGCAGACAAACAAAUGCAGCAGCCAUUUGUGUUUCUCGUGUUUAUGUGUAUGUACGCUCAUGGGUGACUGUGUAUGUGUGUGUGUGUGUGUGUGCGCUACCUGUUUGUAUCUCCAUACAUGCACAUGCACUGCAUGUGUCCAUCUGUGAA
Messenger RNA from Sebastes umbrosus (honeycomb rockfish), 7523 nucleotides. It is a transcript of the gene kirrel1b, whose product is annotated as kirre like nephrin family adhesion molecule 1b. The transcript is spliced from 15 exons. Gene Ontology annotation, biological process: cell-cell adhesion. NCBI's taxonomy places the organism in Eukaryota, Metazoa, Chordata, Actinopteri, Perciformes, Sebastidae. Gene Ontology annotation, molecular function: cell adhesion molecule binding. Gene Ontology annotation, cellular component: cell-cell junction. The record is from RefSeq and is a predicted model, not a curated record. Bases 363 to 2870 code for a protein of 835 amino acids.